AUGGUUGACCAACGGCAGGCUAUAGUCAACGAAAUUUAUGCAACCGAGGAAUCGUACAUUACUAAGAUGCAUGUAUGUCUCGAAGUCUAUAAACCGAAGUUACAGGCCAACUUGAGUUUGAUUAAACAAGAAGACAUCGACACUCUUUUCGAGCACUACGACGAGAUCCUCCAAAUCAAUGAAAAGUUCUAUUCGACACUUAAGAGCUAUAAAGAGAAUGGGACACUCGACAAGAAGAUAGGAACGACUUUUAAAAUGUUCACUCCAUUCUUUAAAGUCUAUUUUCUAUAUAUUUCUCACUACAACUCAACAGUCGAAAUCCUCGCGACACACGAUAAAAACGAAAAGUUCUUUAAGUUGAUCCAGGACAUAUCUAAAACGACGGAAAACUUGGACUUGAGAAGUUAUCUUAUUAUGCCUGUACAAAGACUCCCAAGAUACAAACUCUUGCUCCAGGAACUCUUGAAAAAUACAGAGAACACGCACGAGGAUUAUAUGAAUAUUAAAUCGGCGUUUGAAAUGAUACAAAACGUCGCAAAAGAGGUCAACGACAGAACGAAAGAGACUGAAAAGAAGUCAGCAGUGUAUAAAGUGAGUCGACUGAUUGAAGGACUUGACGACUUGGACUUGAACGAUGUCCCAAGAGAAUUGGUGAAAGAGGGGAUGCUUGUCAAAGUGUGUCGAUCCGGGAACAAAAAUAGAUUCUUUUACUUGUUCACCGAUGUUAUGAUCUAUGGAGUCGGAAACCAACACAUCACCGUCAGCGAAUGGUUCUAUAAUCGACACGUCGUCCUCGAGGACGAUAUAAGAUAUCAAAACGCGUUUUCUAUUAAAAACGACGUCAAGAGUUUUACAGUGAUUUGCGAUAGCACGGAGGAAAAGAAGAAGUGGGUGGAUGCGAUCAACAGGUGCUCGAACGAACAGAGAAAGUUAUUUGCGGGGGAACAAAUCAUCACGAAGUCGGUGUACAAAAAGAACGAGUGCAAGACAUGUGUUUUGUGUGGUGGCAUUUUUUCGAUGGGGAAUAGAAAGAGGCACUGUGCGAUGUGCUCGAAAUGUGUUUGUGCGAACUGUAGCAAAGGAAAGAUUCCACUGCCACCGAAGAAUGAUAUCGAGCGAGUGUGCGACGCUUGCUUCUUCAAAGUGACGGGACAGCGAAUGUGCAAUGAAAUUAAAGGCGAUGAAAAAAAGAUGGACAUCACUGUCAUUGGCAACUUGGAAUUUUCGACACAAAACGAGAAGAAGACGAAACGAAGAAAACGUCAGAAAAGUGUUGAUGAGCAGUUGGGAAUCAAAACAAAAGGAAGAAAAAGAAUGGAUAGUAAAAUUGAAGAACUACUUGUCUCCCCUCGACCAAUCCAACAGAACAAUGUCUUCUUCGACUUUGUUGGCGAGAGUUCUGAGGAGAAGUUGACAGAACAAAUUGAACAAGGAACGACUAAAAGUGAGAAAGAAGUUUUAACACCAAACCCCACACCAACAUUUGUAACACCGAAGAUAUCAACCACACAAACACCUAAACCUUUUGUCCAACAAUUUGAAAUACAAAUUGUAACCGCUCAACCAUUACAAGAAGUGAAAACAGAGGUGAAUUACCCAACAAAAACACCAUCACCCGCUGUGACAAUGAAAACAAAAGACCUCUACGCACUCAUUCAAAACGAAAUUGGAAAUGAUGCUAAUAUUUCACCAAGAAGUACUCCACAACAAACAUUACCAAGUGCUCAACCACAAAAUGUAUAUGACUUUACUCGGAAAGAUGACUUAGUUGUCAGUCCAUUAUUUAAAAUGUCUCCACUCCCUCCAAACGUUGUCCACCCAACAGACCAAAGGAAGGUGAAGGUUUGUGUGAACAAAGAGGACCGCCUCAGUUUGAUCAAAGGAGCUCCGAAGCAAAAUGUCUGUCCAGUUGACGACAAGUCUUCCGAGUGCACUGUCUUUAUGCAGAGAAAAAGGAUGUUUGAGAACAGGAUACAAGUUGCGUCCGAGGAGUGCAAGAGAGAUUUUUGUCUUAGGAGAUCCCUCUCAAAGUUGUAA
Entamoeba invadens IP1 is the source of this 2037-nucleotide messenger RNA. Its product is annotated as Rho/RAC guanine nucleotide exchange factor, putative. Bases 1 to 2037 code for a protein of 678 amino acids. Gene Ontology annotation, biological process: intracellular signal transduction. Gene Ontology annotation, molecular function: guanyl-nucleotide exchange factor activity; metal ion binding. The record is from RefSeq and is a predicted model, not a curated record. The transcript has a single exon. Lineage: Eukaryota; Evosea; Mastigamoebida; Endamoebidae.